Molecule: messenger RNA, 754 nt
Organism: Oenanthe melanoleuca
Lineage: Eukaryota; Metazoa; Chordata; Aves; Passeriformes; Muscicapidae
Product: feather keratin Cos1-2-like
Cellular component (GO): intermediate filament
Molecular function (GO): structural constituent of cytoskeleton
Source: RefSeq, a predicted model, not a curated record
GAAGCAAAACGCAAGAAAGGGGAAGAGAAGGAAGGAAGUGGAGAAAUGGACAUGGACUGUUGACCUAAUGCUGACCCAGUAGGGAGGAAUCAAGACGUAUCACGUGCCUGCAUGGAAUGCCACCAGACCAUGAUCCCAGCAUUCUGCCUCCUCUGACGUGUUUAUGUCCUGGAAAUUCUUGAGGCUCUCAUCCUGGCCCUAAAACUAAAAGGUUUUCAAACACAGAAACCAUAAAUGAAACAGCAGCAAAGUAGGAAACCAGGACACAGCCCCUACCAUUAGCUGGCAUGGUGCACAUUUGACAUGAGCUGGUCACAAAAUUAUGACUUCCACAAGAUGCCUCUGGGCCUGAGGCAGUGCAGGACUGCUAUAAAAGGCAGCCCAAGUCUCUGUGCUCUCAUCCACUUCUCUCACCUCCUCCUCCUCAGGAAUCAGGUGCUCCUGUGACCCCGAGCCAUGUCCUGCAACCCUUGCUGCCAGCCCUGUGGCCCCUGCCCGCUGGCCAACAGCUGCAAUGAGUGCUGUGUCAGGCAGUGCCAGAGCUCCCACGUGGCCAUUGAGCCGCCUGUUGUGCUGGUGACCCUGCCUGGCCCCAUCCUCAGCUCCUUCCCACAGAACACUGCCGUGGGAUCCUCCACCUCUGCUGCCAUUGGCAACAUCCUCAGCUGUGGUGGAGUGCCCAUCAGCUCCGGGGGCUUUGACCUCUCCUGCAUCACCAGCUGCUAUGGUGGCAGCAGAUGCCGUCCCUGCUAAA